AUGACUUCGUUUCUCUUGCAGCAGGGACAUCAUCAAGUGGUUCUGACCACUGUGAGCAAGGAACCUCUUCCGCAUCAUUAUCAUUGUGGUACAAACACAACAGACAACGAUGAAAAUUAUUGCAUCACGAAACAAUAUUGUUUUUUGAAUAGAGGACGAGAAGAACGACUAGUGAUACUAAUUCCUUCGGAAUUGCUGAACAACGAUAGCAAAAGGAAUUUGAACAAGGAGUUGGAGCCUCCACAGGUGAUUUGGUAUUAUGGAAGUUCGGAUGCUCUUAGGGUGCAUAGAAAAUACAAAUAUAGCAGCCAUCAGCAAAAUCCAAAUAUUCCAAUUAUUCCAAAUGAUGUCUGUUUAUGCUCCUUUUCAUCAAAUGAAAUCAUGUUGUGCAUUUUGUUGGACAAUAAUAGAAUUGAAAUAUAUGGUGAAUCCGGAAGAUCUUUCAUCGUCUCUCUUCCUUUCAAAAUUCACAAAUUAUGGAGCUUAAAUAAUCAAAUUCUGAUUAUGGAACGAAAGAUUUUGAGUGUAGAGCAGAAGCAAAACACAAAUCCAAUGAUUUACUUUUUAACAAAUCCACUUGAUGAAGUUAAAGCAUUGGCUUCCGUUAUAGAGCCUUCCUCUAUACCUGUAACCGCGUCAGACGACGAAGAUGUGCUGAUGGAUGGAGAACAAACUUUUGACUACAUGAAAAAUGGUUAUGAAUCCAUUCUAUAUCUUUAUUCAGAUCUUUUUAUGGUCACUCAUGACUCUAAUACGAAGCUCAUAUCCCUUUAUUUAUUUCUCGAAGAAGGAUUCCUUCAACAAAUACACUGUUCAGAAAAUUGUUCCGAGUAUCUGCAAUGUAACAAUACGGAAAAUUUGCAAAUAUCAAUAUUUCAUGUUGAUACAUCUGGCAAUCGAUACAUUUUAUAUAUUAUUAUUAACAACACACUAUAUGCAUUUGCUAUAGAAAGAAAUUCACAACAAGAUAAUUUUUUCCUAUUGCCAAAAUUUUCUAAACAAGACGUGGUUGCAGUUGCUGAAUUUAAUGACCCUCUCGUGAACGAGAAAUUAUUCAACGGAAAUAUUGAUGGAUGUUUACACCUAAUGCUAAUCUCAGAAAACUCUAGAGACAUAUUAAUUCUCGUUUUAAAUGGAGAGUACAUUAUGUGGAACCAAUCUUUAGAGAAGGGAGUAUUUAAGAAAAUUGAUUAUGUUGUGGAAAAUCGAUUCUCACUUGCUUCUAGUGAUUCACUAUUCCGAUUUUCUUUGGAUAUUUGCCCAUCGGCUAAGCUUGUGCAAGAUUGUCUCUCAGUGUUUCAAGCGGUGUUGAGUAAGGAUCUCCAUUGCAGCAUUUUUUAUGAUUUCCAAAUAUCUAGACAUGCCUCAUCUCAAGAAUGGGAAACUUUUUCUGCCUUAAUACUGUAUCUAGGGUUAAACAUUGGAUAUCCAAAACCGCAACCUCCUGAAGAUGAUCCAUGGAAAUUAAUGGAGUUUUUAGAAAAUAAUUCUUCUGGAAAUGCAUGCGAUACUCGACAUACGAUUGACUUUUCGAAAUUGCAAACGAAUAGCAAAACAUUGGUGGCCAAUUUACCUCUUAUCCUGUUUUCGUUGCAUCUCCUUUAUGAAAAUUACAAGCUGCAAGUGACAGAAUGGAGCAAAAUGGAAUGCCUAGCAUCGUUACUUUUUGAAAUAGCUACUAGUUUACAGUGGCAUUCUUAUUGCGAAGUGUAUCAACGUGAUUUUAAUUAUUCUCUCACCUCUAGGUCACAAACAACAUUACCCAACAUGACAAUUGAAUUGAAAAAUGACAAUAUCAAAUUUUUAAACGAAUAUUAUGCAAAUGGAGUAAUGCCUCCAAAUAUUAUUUCAUGGCUAGAGGAAAUUUUAUUUAAAGGCUCGGUAGACAAAUCAUGCCUUUAUCCUGUUAUUUCAAAUUGCAAUGCGACAUCUCUGAGCAAAAAAGUAUGCAGAUUAUUUUCGUUGCUAGUGAAUGGAUCAGAUGACGUUUAUAACAUUCAUCAGUCAUCUUCCACAACAGAUGAUAUUUACAUGGAUACGAACAAUUUACAGGUUCUUUCUGAACUUGCGCCUCACGAAAGAGUUGCAAUUGCACUGUUACAAGAAGGAUUUACGAGCAUAGAUCAAUUGGAGUUUAUUCCAUUCAGCAUUUCCUUGCCAAUUCGAGAAGCACUGAUACUUUGCAGAAAUUCCAAUCAACCAGUAACACGAACGACCAAAUUCUGUAAAUUAAUUGAACGAGAAGAUCUCUCAAUCAACAACAACCAAUCAGAAAUGGAAAGACCCUUUAGAGAAAAGCAGAUCAUUGUCGAAUUUUCAAAAAUUGCAGGAGCUCUUCCGCCAGACUCAUCCAGCAAUUCUGCUUCCUCAGAAACUGAUGAAGAUAUUGGGCACAUGAUUUGGAGUGAGGACAGAAGACUCGAACAAGUAAGCAACAUGCUAGAUAGUAGCAGACCUACACAAAUACAAAAACAUACGCUACAGCUGACAGAAGAUGAUCUUGAUGGUUUCGAUCCUAAUGAUGCUCCUGAUUUACAACGCCACAUUUUAUUGAAUAUUAAGCAACAAUUAUUAUCUUUUUGUAUUGGAGAGGAAUGCUUACACUUUCAAGCAAACGUCACAUCAAUGGCUCCAUCUCUGGAGACACUACAGCCAGUAAUGUUUUAG
This is a messenger RNA of Naegleria lovaniensis, 2667 nucleotides long. RefSeq lists its product as uncharacterized. The coding region runs from base 1 to 2667 and encodes 888 amino acids. Gene Ontology annotation, biological process: metaphase/anaphase transition of mitotic cell cycle; anaphase-promoting complex-dependent catabolic process; protein K11-linked ubiquitination. The record is from RefSeq and is a predicted model, not a curated record. The transcript has a single exon. Gene Ontology annotation, molecular function: molecular adaptor activity. Lineage: Eukaryota; Heterolobosea; Eutetramitea; Acrasida; Naegleriidae. Gene Ontology annotation, cellular component: anaphase-promoting complex.